Messenger RNA from Eublepharis macularius, 5518 nucleotides. RefSeq names its product aryl hydrocarbon receptor nuclear translocator (gene ARNT). The transcript is spliced from 22 exons. Gene Ontology annotation, molecular function: DNA-binding transcription factor activity, RNA polymerase II-specific; protein dimerization activity; RNA polymerase II cis-regulatory region sequence-specific DNA binding. Bases 60 to 2408 code for a protein of 782 amino acids. The record is from RefSeq and is a predicted model, not a curated record. Lineage: Eukaryota; Metazoa; Chordata; Lepidosauria; Squamata; Eublepharidae. Gene Ontology annotation, cellular component: transcription regulator complex; nucleus; aryl hydrocarbon receptor complex. Gene Ontology annotation, biological process: regulation of transcription by RNA polymerase II.
UUGGCGUGAGGGGGAACUGAGGCACGGCUGGAGAGGGGAGGGGGCGCGCUCCCGCUGCCAUGGCAACCGCCGCGGCCGCCCCCAGCCAGGAAAUGGCGGCGGAUGUUCCCUCCUUGGGCACAGGAGUGGCUUCUGGAACAUCUGGACCUGGCUCGCAGUCCGGAGGAGGCAUCAUCCCAAGAGCAAAGAGGCGGCAUGAGCUUGAUUUUGAUGAUGAUGGUGAAGGAAACAGUAAAUUUCUCAGAUGCGAUGAUGACCAGCUUCCAAACGAUAAAGAGAGAUUUGCCAGGUCUGACGAUGAACAGAGUUCAGCGGAUAAGGAAAGACUGGCCAGGGAGAACCACAGUGAGAUUGAGCGCCGGCGGCGGAAUAAGAUGACCGCCUAUAUCACGGAGCUUUCGGACAUGGUCCCCACCUGCAGCGCUCUAGCUCGCAAGCCAGACAAGCUCACCAUUCUGCGGAUGGCCGUCUCACACAUGAAGUCCCUCAGGGGCACCGGGAACACCUCCACGGACGGCACCUACAAGCCCUCCUUCCUCACCGACCAGGAACUCAAGCACUUGAUUCUGGAGGCAGCCGACGGGUUCCUGUUCAUUGUGUCUUGCGAGACCGGCAGGGUGGUCUACGUCUCUGAUUCCGUGACGCCUGUCCUGAACCAGCCACAGUCUGAAUGGUUUGGCAGCACGCUCUAUGAGCAGGUGCACCCCGAUGACGUGGACAAACUGCGGGAACAGCUCUCCACCUCGGAGAACGCAUUAACAGGUCGUAUCCUUGAUCUGAAGACGGGAACGGUCAAGAAAGAAGGGCAGCAGUCCAUGAGGAUGUGCAUGGGCUCCCGCAGGUCCUUCAUAUGCCGGAUGAGAUGUGGCAACGCCACGGUCGAUCCAGUCUCCAUGAACCGCCUCAGCUUUAUGAGAAACCGAUGCAGGAACGGCUUAGGUGCUGCAAAGGACGGGGAGCCCCACUUUGUCGUGGUCCACUGCACAGGCUACAUUAAAGCUUGGCCCCCUGCAGGGGUUUCACUGCCAGACGAUGAUCCAGAUGCUGGACAGGGAAGCAAAUUUUGCCUCGUGGCCAUCGGCAGGCUCCAGGUCACGAGCUCCCCCAGUUGUGCAGACAUGAACACCGUGUGCCAACCGACCGAGUUCAUCUCCCGGCACAACACCGAUGGCAUCUUCACCUUUGUUGACCACCGCUGCGUUGCCACAGUCGGCUACCAGCCGCAGGAACUGUUAGGGAAGGAUAUCGUAGACUUCUGCCACCCAGAAGACCAACAGCUCCUGCGGGACAGCUUUCAGCAGGUGGUGAAGUUAAAAGGCCAAGUUCUGUCUGUCAUGUUCCGUUUCCGGUCCAAGAACCGAGAAUGGCUGUGGAUGAGAACUAGUUCCUUUACCUUCCAGAAUCCGUACUCGGAUGAAAUUGAGUACAUCAUCUGUACCAACACCAAUGUGAAGAACUCCAGCCAGGAGUCCCGGCCUGCCUUGCCGAACCCAAUGCAGAGGCCACAGCUGGGCCAGAACGCCCCCCUGCCAUUGGAGAUGGGUUCAGCGCAGCUGGCGGGGAGGCAGCAGCCAACUCAAGCAGCAGAGCUCGAUGUGGUCCAAGGACGAGAGAGCUUAGCCAGUUAUGAACACACACAGGCCGUAGUUCAGCCUGUGAGCAGCUCCGGCCCAGAGCACAGCAAGCCUCUGGAGAAGACAGAUAGCCUCUUCAGCCAGGAGAGAGACCCCCGCUUCACCGAAAUCUACAGCAGCAUCAGCACAGACCAGACGAAAGCCAUCUCUGCCAGUUCCGUGCCUGCCAGCCAGUCUCUGUUCUCCCAAGGAAGCACCUUUAAUGCCUCGCGCCCCACUGAGAACUUCAGGAGCAGUGCCAUGGUGCAGCCCACAACGCAGCAGCCGACAUCCGCGGGGCAGAUACUGGCCCAGAUUUCUCGCCACUCCAAUCCCAGCCAGGUCCCUGGAACGAACUGGGCCUCAGGGACGCCGCGCCCGUCUUUCACGGCCCAGCAAGCGGCUUCCCAGGCUGUGAAGGCACGGCCCUCGUCCUUCUCCAUGGGUGCCUUCCAGACCACCCCGUCCUCCUUCAGUCCCAUGUCCACACCUGGUUCCACUGCCUCGCCAGGCGGAGCAGCCUACUCAAGCCUUGCCGGCCGAAGCACCGGCUUUGUGGGGGAGAGUGGGCAGUCCUCAUCCCAGUUCCAGCCACGGACAACAGAGGGCAUCGGCGUAUGGCCGCAGUGGCAGGGCCAGCACCACGGUCCAGGCUCAGGCGAGCCGCACAUCUCACAGCAGUCCAGCCAGCCAGAAGUCUUCCCGGAUAUGUUGUCCAUGCUGGGAGACCAGGGAACCAACUAUAACAAUGAAGAAUUCCCAGAGUUGAACAUGUUCCCUUCCUUCUCAGAAUAACAAAUGAAAACUGGUCUGUGAAGAAACUGCAGUUUUCUCUCUCACUCUUGUCGAAAGGAAGAAGCAGCUGGGUCUUUCUCACUUCUUUCAAAGACUGCCAAAGUCUUCCUACUUUUCGGGAAGCGGAAGCGUCCAGCGAGGUGUUUGCCCGCCGAGGCUGACUCAUCCCCAAAUGGAGAGAGUGUCUGGUAAGGCCGCGUGUCUGGCUGCGGCCUCUUUCCCAACGUGCCACAGAACCCGGUUGGACUUUGGAGAGGAUCGGGCCUGCUUUUACAGCCGUAACGAGGGUCGUUUUGUCACGCCAGAUGGGAGCACGGGCACACGGGGUGUGAGCGUCAGGGAUAUUAAAAGCUCAGUGGGUGGCUUUUUAAAAAAAAAAAUAGAAACACUUCUAGGCCAUAACCUUUUAUAUUAAAAAAAAAUUGUAUUCUUGUUUAUACAUGUCAGGGAAAGGGGACAAGAUUUGUUCUCCAAUGCUAACUCAUAGGUAAUUGUAUCACCUGUGACCAGUGAGGUGUCAAGAAAUGCUCAGCCACAAGCUCCUUCACGAGUGCGCUUACACACACACACACACACACACACACACACACGUACGUGCACAGGAUCUUGCAUGCAACUCACUACAGCAGUGUUACUGAACUACGGGGGGUGCGUCAGGCUGCAAGGACCGCUUUCCACAGGUGUUUCCUGUGGGCUUGCCAGUACCUCCUUCUCCACUGCCAUGUUUCCAAUACAACAUUGCGCACACAUGGUGGUGCACAGAAAUGUGGCACUUCAAGACCGGGGCAAAAGCUCGGUUGGAAGGCCAAGAAAACACGUGCACGAUGUGGUUUCUGAGCUCCUCUGCUAGGGGAUGGGGGCCCUUAAAAAGCCUCCGUGUCCCUCCUCCCUCUGGAAACCUGGAGAGAGCAGGAGAGGCUGUGGCUUGCCUUCUGGGGCUUUCAGGGAAAUGCAGCGCUCGGUUUCCGUGUUUGACAGGAGCCUGGCUUCCCAAAGUUUUGCCGGAAUGCUGUUGUCUCUUCCGCAAACUGUGCAAUUGAUGCAGGCCUCGCUUGAUAGCAGUGGCCUCAUCUCCACUUUAAUGCUUUUUCAUGUAUUCUCUUUAAGACGGGGGGGGGGGGGAACGGGACAUUUACAAGCCAUAAAAACGUCCGUGUGACGGUCGGUUGCGUAAAGCUUUUGUAUUGUUGAGGAUUACUGUGUUUGCAACGGCUUGCUUUUUGGUUGUGUAUUGGGGAGCAAAUGUUCUUUCUCCCCAGCUGGCAAUGGGUUGGAUCCUGCGGCUCUAUUCUUCCAAGGGCAAUACUGCCCCUCAGCGUAAGGAGCCAUUCCCCUGAGGCAAGAGGCUGGAGCGGAAUGGUGCUGCCAUUAGCCGCAGGAAUCCAACCCAGCAGAUUUGUCUUAAAUUUUAGUUCAGAUUGUUCACGUAGGUGUAAAAAGAGAUCUUCCUUCCAAGCAUCACGUUGCUUGCCUGCGCCUUCUCUUCAGCUAAAACAUCAGGGCCAGAUCAAGAAAACAGGAAUCUCAUUCUCUGCAGCCAAGCCAAGGUUCUAGCCCCCAAGAGUGAGGGAUUAAGGCCUUUUUUGCACAGGUGAUUUUUGCUUCGUUUGGCCCCAUACUUCAUCAGGUUUUCUUCUGGAUUCCAGAUGCUUAAUUCUCCCUUCAGAUUUCAAUGCGGCAUUUCAAGGGUCACAGGCAGAAAAUUCAGAAGAGAACCCUUGAAGCACCACAUUGAAAUCUGAAGGGGGAAUAAAUUAUCUGAAAUUUGGAAGAAAACCCAAAGAGGUAUGGGGCCAAAAGCGGCCCAAACCACCCAUGCGAGGAAAAAAAAGCCCAAGUUUGAAAAUCCGUGGAUGGCUGUGUGGGAAAACGCUCUGCGUUGGUUUUUGUUCCUCUGGAAUCAAUUGUGCAAAUUAAAUAUAUAUGCAAAUGUUUUUUUUUUUAGUUGCAAGCAUGCACAUCUUGGAUUGUGAGGGUCAGCCUCUUCUAUGCUCCCCACUUCCAGCCUACGGGUUCAGAGGCAAGAAACCCCUACCUAGGAUGCUUCAGGGCCGGCGGGAUAGGAGGUCCAGUUCAUUCCAUGCUCUGUCUUUGCAGAAACAUGUGGAUGAAUGCCGGGUGGAACUUACAGCUGGCACAGACUUUUUUAAAAAAACAUCCCCUUUGUAGCCAGGUCUGUGAGAUGAGCUCUAGUGCAGGGGUCCCCAACCUUUUUGAGCCUGCGGGCAUCCUUCGAGCUCUGGCACAGUUAGGUGGGCUCAGCAACAAAAUGGUUGCUGGAGGCAGAGCCAGCCACAAAAUGGCUGCCACAGCUUACCUUCAGUCACACAGCGAAGUUCCUUGUGCAGAUUCUGCCAAAGCGGCAUUUUUAAAAAUCUGCACAGCCGAUCAAUACUCCAGUGGCCCGUCAGAAGCCGUGCUUGGAAAAAGCCCCACCUCACCACGCCCACUUUCUGAAAACACCUGGGGGAGCACCAGAAAGGUGUUGGCGGGCACAGUGGUGCCCAUGGGAACCACGUUGGGGACCCCUGAAUGUGACGAGUGCCUGGUAAACUCUGGGAAGCCGGGGCGGGGGGGGGGGGUCUGAGCUGGCAAGGAGGCUUCGGGAUCUCUUGUAGCUGAGUCCCCUUCCCACAAGGGAAGGAGGAGGGCGCUUUGACUCUUAAAAGCUUGUGCCCUGAAGAUGUUGUUGGUCUCAGAGGUGCCGUUGGACCCACAGCCUGCUCUUCCCCCAAAGAGAGCCCUUGGGUGUUCCAGCCAAGGACCUUCGUUGUGCCAAGUGUCUGCUCUUCCACAAAGCUGCUGUUGCGGGGUGGGGGGUGGGGGAUGCCUUUGUUGGGGGUGGGCAGAAGCACCAUGUGCAAGAGGGGAGAAGACAGGGGAGAAAGUGCCAGCCGAUGAACCUCCUCUUCUCAAUGGGAUCGGUUGCCUUUGUGUUCUGGAGCAAGCAGGCCGCGGCACUUGGUUGGGGGAGGAAGUGGGUCUCUUCCUUUUCUAAACAUUGUGUCUUGGAGACUUUGUAUUGUGACACGGGUUGCAAACCAUUGUAUGUCGCAGAGAUUUUACAAAAUAACCACCCCGCCCAUUUUUUAAAGUGAGCGUCUCUUCUG